Molecule: messenger RNA, 1956 nt
Organism: Babesia microti strain RI
Lineage: Eukaryota; Apicomplexa; Aconoidasida; Piroplasmida; Babesiidae
Exons: 1
Coding region: 1-1956 (651 amino acids)
Source: RefSeq, a predicted model, not a curated record
AUGUUCACAAAUAUGGGAUUAGACUUUGCAAUGGAUGAUUUCUCAAAUGUAAAUCCUGCUGGAAAACCUCUUCAACUACGCUCAGAUAAUAUUUCAUCACUAAACAAUAAUAAAAAUGCUGAUAUUGUUUAUCAAUCACCUAGCAACAAUAUUAGUUCCAAUACUGGAUAUCAGAAGGUUAAGUUUAAGGAUAUUUUUGACACCGAUACUUCAGCCUCAGCUUCAACUUCAGAUACCGAAGCCGUUAAGUCUGUUAAUGGAAAUAUGAAAAAAGCUAUCAGCGUUUCGUUCUCUGAUUUGGUGUUACAGGAAAGGGCUAAAUUGAGGACCAAAUUUAGACAAAAUACUUCACUUACACGAUUCGACCAGCAUCAUAGCUCACAGCAUACCAAUACUAAAUUUACAAAUUAUACUAUUACAAACCCUAAGAAACAAAGUAUAAAUAAAAUUUCCUCGCCAGAGAAAGUUUUAAGACGCUCACCAUCGACAAUAGAUGCACUGUGUGAUGAUUCAGUAUCAGUAAUAAAUGAAGAAGAGGAGGAAGAAGAAGCAAAUAUUUCUAAAGUAAUCUCAACUCCUACACGUUACAUACAUGCAUCAAAAAAAAUCAGUGUAUAUCCAUCAUUCACUAGGAGAUUAUCCAAUAAUGCUACAUUGUGGAUUUCCAAGAGCAAUAACAAUUAUGUAACCUUCAAUAAGAAUCAUUUGUACAAAAAAUUCAAUCUCAGUAGGAGGAUGCGGAUCAAACGCCUGAUGAAUAUGGAAUCAAAACACUUCUCCAUAACUAAAAAUCAUCCAUGGCAUUCGCAAAAUAAUUUAAGAUCAGAUGAGACAUCUGACAGUAUCACAGAAAAAGUUAAUAAAGAUGGCAUUGAUAAUAGGAAUGAUUUGGGUUUUUGUAAAUCGUGCAAUGUGUAUUGUGGAAAAAUUCGAACACUCGAAGCAGAUUUGGCAGUAGAAAAACAACAUUUCGAAGAAAUGUGCAAAUCUAACUCUCAAUUGCAGCAAAAACUAGAUAACGCAUUUGAAACAAUUGAAAAAAUGACUAAACAACACAACCAUAAAUUGAAUAUCAAGGAGUCUAAAAUACGGCAAUUGGCUGAUAGGAAUAUGGAGCUCCUCAAGCGCAUAGAAAUUAAUAUUAACGAUAUUAAUUACUUCAAAAAUUGUUUAUUAGACAACCACAACAAUCUAGAAUCUUUGCAAUCUAAGUUGAACGAACUCACAAAUGAAAACGCCGAUCUAUCAUCAUGUGUGGAUAAUUAUAAGGUUGAAAAUGAAAAGUUGAUUAAAGACUGUAGUUACUACAAAAAACAGUGCAUGAUUAUGAAUGAUAAAUAUUUACAACAACAAUCCACGAUAAAAUUGCCACAAACACAAAAUUUAUGCCCAACAGUAACACAUAUCGAAACUUUAGUGCCGAUGGCAAAAGUCACAGAAAGUGUCACUGCCGACACUUUCACUGAUGAGACUGCUAAUGAAAUUGUCACUUAUUCUAAAGACAUCGAGAUCAAACUGCCUACUUUUAUGAACAUGUCUGGAUUCGAUAAAAGCAUCUUCCCAUCUUUUAUACCCAGCAAUUCCGCAUUAUCCUCAACUGAUACAGAUGAACAACACUCUUAUCACCAAAAAGAUUGUCAACGCGGUGACAAGAUGGGAGUGCUUAAGAAGAUUUGUGAUAUGGAUGAAACUGAUAUAAACGAUCUUGCCGAUAAUGUGGCAAACAAAUGUAUUGUCAACAGGAAUCUCGACGAUAGUAAAUAUAACCAGCCAAAACUGUCUCCGCUUCCUCCGUUACUUCCGCCUUUGCCUGCAAAAAUUACCGAAAACCCCCCUACAGAAAUCCCAUACAAUCCUACUACUAGGUGGAUUUUGGAUAGGGUAAGCAGACCUUCGAAUUUAGAAAGCUUGUUCAAACUCCAAGACAGGAUAAGGGAUAUGUCUCUUCGGAUGUGA